Molecule: messenger RNA, 860 nt
Organism: Rhodamnia argentea
Lineage: Eukaryota; Viridiplantae; Streptophyta; Magnoliopsida; Myrtales; Myrtaceae
Product: small nuclear ribonucleoprotein SmD3b-like
Exons: 5
Coding region: 103-501 (132 amino acids)
Biological process (GO): RNA processing; spliceosomal snRNP assembly
Cellular component (GO): U5 snRNP; U2 snRNP; catalytic step 2 spliceosome
Molecular function (GO): RNA binding
Source: RefSeq, a predicted model, not a curated record
UCACUUUUCGCCAAGCUUAGGGUUUAGUCACGGGCUGCUGCUGCUUCUUCCUCUUCGUCGUCGUCUCACUCUGUUAGGGUUUAAGCGAGACAGAGCGAAGCCAUGAGCAGGAGCUUGGGGAUCCCGGUGAAGCUGCUCCACGAAGCCUCGGGCCACAUCGUCACCGUCGAGCUUAAGAGCGGCGAGCUCUACCGGGGGAGCAUGCUCGAGUGCGAGGACAACUGGAAUUGCCAGCUCGAGAACAUCACUUACACCGCUAAGGAUGGAAAAGUCUCACAGCUUGAGCAUGUAUUUAUUCGAGGGAGCAAAGUCAGGUUCAUGGUAAUACCAGACAUGCUGAAGAACGCUCCAAUGUUCAAGCGCCUGGAGUCCAGGAUCAAGGGUAAAAGCUCAGCAUUGGGAGUUGGCAGGGGACGAGCUGUUGCGAUGCGAGCUAGAGCUCAAGCUGCUGGAAGAGGAGCAGCACCGGGUAGAGGCGUUGUUCCACCUGUUCGAAGGUAAACAACCAUCCGCACUCCAGAUGGUCUCCUGUUCUCGAUGUAGAGAUGGUGUAUCUUGGUUUCAAGUGAAAUUUGAGUCGACAGGAGUAAAUGCUUGUGUUCGAAAUACAUUUGGGUUGGGAUUUUAUGUCAAGGUAAGAGAGAUCUUGAGUUCAUGAGCUCUCUCUCUUGUUACCAAGCUCAUUGCCGGACAUUUUCUGUUGCUGAAUGUUAGGAUGGUGGUUUGCUUGGGAUAUACCGGAGUGUAGUAGGACCAGAUUUUUAUCAUUUUUCUUGGACGACUGUGGAUUUACUUCUCUUAACCAAAAUGAAUGAUCUGUUAUCUGUGCGAGUAGAGGGUGAUUCUCCAGUAUUCCAUGA